AGUAAACUCGAGCUUUUGGAGCAAGAAUUAAAGAGCAUCAAAGAAGCUGUUCAUCCGAGGAACAAUGGAGAGACAACAUGGAGUCCCUCAAAUUCCCACGCGAGUAAUCCCAUGUUUCCAGACUCGGCAAACCGACUUGCUUCAAUCACCAACACAUCCAUCCUCUCAGCGCCAGCUCCUCUACAGGACUCAUCAUCAAACCAGCCCACAAAUACAACUACAGCUUAUGAAAAGACCGGACCGACAAAGCCUCGUGUCCUCGGCGAUAGACUUUUGCCCGGCGAAGACAUUGACUGGUACUUUGAAAACCGUCGAUACGCUAGGGAUGAGAAUAUCUUUACCACCCUCGUCGACCGCCUCAACCGCGAUGUCUACACUCUCCUCGCUGCCGUCGCCUUGGAUCUCGAGGCUAUCCACGCCAUUCUCAUCAUCUGCGCCUGGCCUUUCCCGACUAUCAGAUUCGUGACAGAUCCGUCACCGCUGCUCAUUAGCGUCGCUUUCAGCUCGUGUAUGCUCCUCGGUCUACACACCGGUCGCGGAUCUCACUCUAGGUUCUUGAUCGGUGGUCGGCAGAACCUAACCUCGACAGAUCAUGAGGCGUCAGUGACUUGGAUAUUCUGCUGCAUCCUGUCACAGAAGAUUGCUACAGGGAGUGGAACGCCGCCUCCCUUUAUACAACACGAUGACACUCAAUGCAAGAACAUCGUCAAAGAUACCCUUGCACCAGAACUACUUACUCUAUUCGAGCUACAAAAGUUCUCUAACCGUCUACAUACAGCCAUGGCUGCCCAAAUCUCUGCACACAGCGGGGUCUCUGAAGCAGUCGUCAAAAACUGGGAGGACGAGUUUGAGCUGGUCAAGCCAAUUGUCACAAGAGUCGAGACAGAUUGCUCCCGCUUCAUGAUCCUCUCGACCCAGCUUGAAGUCCAAUCCUAUUACUUCCUCUCACCUCCAACGCUUCGUCCCAACUUUGCGCUCAACGCGCUCCGCGCCUACAGCACCUCCCAUGACCUCAUCAACACAGCCAUAGCGCUCGAGACUGCCUCGCAGUUCCUCACACACGGCACUCACUGGAUAUACCGCUCUGCCGUCGACGCCGGUUGCAUCCUCCUCUCGACACUGCAUUCGACCGCUGCCCCGCGCCACCUCACCCCAGCCGACGCCGACGCCCUCGCUAUGCGUGUUCGCUCCGUUCUUCAAGGCUGCUCCGUCCGUGAAUGCGACCUCCCUGCGCGGGGCUCCGAUGCGUUGCAUGAGGCAAAGAGAAGCACAGAGGGCGUGAGCAGAGGCUUAGAGGCAUUUCGUAAACUACAUGUUGACUGUUACACAGAUACCAAUCCGCCAGUCACUAAUACGGAUGAAAAUAACAAUCAAGAUAAUACCCUCAACAGCCCUCAUGAUCCGUUUCAAGGUAUCGACUGGUCCAUGGUGAUAGACGACUUUGGAUGGGCUGGAGACACACCCGUAUUUUUAGGACCCCCAUAG
This is a messenger RNA of Fusarium vanettenii 77-13-4, 1485 nucleotides long. RefSeq lists its product as uncharacterized. Gene Ontology annotation, cellular component: nucleus. Lineage: Eukaryota; Fungi; Ascomycota; Sordariomycetes; Hypocreales; Nectriaceae. The annotation marks the transcript as partial. The transcript is spliced from 6 exons. The record is from RefSeq and is a predicted model, not a curated record. Gene Ontology annotation, biological process: regulation of DNA-templated transcription. Gene Ontology annotation, molecular function: DNA-binding transcription factor activity, RNA polymerase II-specific; transcription cis-regulatory region binding.